Messenger RNA from Fundulus heteroclitus (mummichog), 1023 nucleotides. RefSeq names its product growth differentiation factor 10b (gene ifngr1l). Gene Ontology annotation, molecular function: growth factor activity; cytokine activity. Gene Ontology annotation, biological process: SMAD protein signal transduction; BMP signaling pathway. Lineage: Eukaryota; Metazoa; Chordata; Actinopteri; Cyprinodontiformes; Fundulidae. Gene Ontology annotation, cellular component: extracellular region. The record is from RefSeq and is a predicted model, not a curated record.
CCUGUCGGGGAGGACGUGUCCGCCUCCACUUCGGCCGCCAGGAUCCGGAGAGAGCUACACCUCCAGGUCCAAACCAACGACAUCCCCGAGGUCCACUUCAGCACCCUGAAGAACCAGGAGCUGUGGCAGAGCACGUAUUUCCCGGCUAAAGCUAGAGCCGCGGUCAAAACCGGGAGGAAGCACGGCCAGGCGAGCGGCGAGGGCGUGAGCAAGCCCCAGGUCCUGAACUUCGAUGAGAGGACAAUGAAAAAGGCGAGAAGGAGACAGUGGAGCGAGCCCAGGGUUUGCUCCAGACGCUACCUCAGGGUGGACUUCGCUGACAUCGGCUGGAGCGAGUGGGUGCUGGCACCGAAGUCUUUUGAUGCCUAUUACUGUGCCGGCACAUGUGGAUUCCCCAUACCUAAACUUGCACAUCCCUCCAAUCAUGCCACCAUCCAGAGUAUCGUCCGAGCGGUAGGAAUCAUCCCCGGGGUUCCCGAACCGUGCUGCGUCCCAGACAAGAUGAGUCCCCUCAGCGUCCUCUUCCUGGACCCGGACCAGAACAUGGUCCUGAAGGUCUACCCUGGGAUGUCCGUGGAUACGUGUGGCUGCCGAUAGGACCGCCCAAGCCUCUGAGGAGCGGGGAGGAUGAAGAGACAGUGAGGAAGACUAUACAGCAGACGCUAAAUGUGAAGGAAACCACAUGUCAGGGGGGAGGAACUGUUAGAAAUGUUCAGAAUGGGGUGGAAAUGGCUUUUUUUUUCAUCAUAAUUGCUCUUGUUUGUUUUCUGACCUGACUGAACGUUGCCUUAAAGCAUGCUGCUCUGUUAACAGUUCUUAAAGCUAAUGUUUAUUCCUUAUUGUGUUUUCAUUUGUUUCCUUAAAUCAUUUAAAGAAAGAAGGCGUUCCCUGAAACAUGUAAAGUCUUCGUUUUUUUUUUUCUUUUGUAAAAUUUCUCUAGUGAUUCUGUCUUAGCUCAAAGCUUGGCCUGGACUCCAGAGGAGCUGCUGUGGCAGGGUCACCUCAGACUCUUCAGGAAUGACC